Messenger RNA from Capronia epimyces CBS 606.96, 258 nucleotides. RefSeq lists its product as uncharacterized. The record is from RefSeq and is a predicted model, not a curated record. Gene Ontology annotation, biological process: mRNA splicing, via spliceosome. Bases 1 to 258 code for a protein of 85 amino acids. The transcript has a single exon. Gene Ontology annotation, cellular component: precatalytic spliceosome; U2 snRNP. NCBI's taxonomy places the organism in Eukaryota, Fungi, Ascomycota, Eurotiomycetes, Chaetothyriales, Herpotrichiellaceae.
AUGGCUGACAAGCUUCGUACCCUCCAACAACUCGAGUCUCUCCAGGCCAAGUACGUUGGCACCGGUCACGCAGACACCACGCCCUACGAAUGGAAGAACAACAUUGUUCGCGACUCGUACGCAUCUUACGUCGGCCAUCCUCCUCUGCUGGCUUACAUGGCCUUAGGCCUGGGUGAAAACAAGGAGGUUGUCAGAGGCCAGUUGAUCGAAAAGAUGAUAAGAGCCACUGGCCCGCCACCACCAAGAGAAGACGAUUGA